Molecule: messenger RNA, 684 nt
Organism: Parascedosporium putredinis
Lineage: Eukaryota; Fungi; Ascomycota; Sordariomycetes; Microascales; Microascaceae
Source: the annotation of a GenBank genome assembly
AUGCGUCCCUCCCUCUCCUUCCUCCUCCUCCUCGUAGGGUCCGUCAUGGCCCAGGAGAAGGUGCAGCUUGAAUAUGAUCAGACCUACCAGCUUCGAGUCUAUGCGCCCGCGCUCCCCCAGUUCAACGGCACCCUCAUCGCCUGGGACGAGACGCAAAGCAGCUACCUCGCCCAGACCCCGGCCCCCAAGAACACAUCCCCCUCUUCUUCCGCCGCGCGCCGCCCGAGAUCGGCGCGCCCCUCCCUUCAUGAGCUUCCUCGUCGUCCCCACCCCCAACGCGGCCCCUCCAGCACCAAGGGCGUGCAAAACUACCUCGCCAUCAUGGGGCCCACCGCCCGCUCCGAGUACCGCAUCGUGUCCCUCGAGUAUCCCGCCCCGGCCAACGUGGGCGUCUCCUUUGAGUUCAACAAGUGGAACGUCGUCCCGGAUAGCGACGGCCGCCAGCUCCUGCGUCCCCAGGACGUCGCCGGCAAGAGCGCCUCCGAGACCCCGUUCUGGGCGUUGGCCGAAGAGAGUUGGGGAUGGGUUCUGUGGUGGUAUCUCCCCACCGCCCUCAACAAGAACGAUCUUGGAAAGUACCAUCGCGUGGAUAUUGAGGUGGCGCCGGUCUUGUCGGCCGGGUCUACUUCGCCAGCCGGGCCCAUCUCGCGAGUUAGGAGGAGGAUCCAACACGCCCAGCGCUAG